Funneliformis caledonium is the source of this 504-nucleotide messenger RNA. NCBI's taxonomy places the organism in Eukaryota, Fungi, Glomeromycota, Glomeromycetes, Glomerales, Glomeraceae. The record is from the annotation of a GenBank genome assembly.
AUGAUUCGAAUCAACGUCAUUUCGCAGGAACCUAAAAAAGUCGAACAGGAAUUUCAUCGCUAUUGUGUAAUAGACCAAAACGAAAAGAAGCCUUACACGCAUAUUUUUAUUGAUAAGGCAGGGCAAGCAAUAGAACCGAAAAUCGUAACCAGAUCACAAAAUUAUUUUAGCAGAAAAUCAAGAGAGCCAAUCCCAUCUCGGUUCAAUGCUUACAAGGCCGGUUAUGUAUUAGAUAUUAUAGUAAAACUUCGGGAAGAAAAUGUCAAAUUAGAAGAAAUUGGUUCAGUGCAGAAAUUUCAAGGUCAAGAAAGGCGCGUGAUCAUUAUUUCAGCUGUUCGAACAGAAUCUGUUUCAUUCCUUGGGGAACCGAGACGGUUCUGCGUUGCUGUUACUCAAACAAAGGUUCUUUUGGUGGUAUUUGUGAAUGGAAAAGCGUUGUCUAAGAAUAAACUUUGGAAACAAUCGUUGAAAAAAGUGAUGGAAUUUUGGAUAAGUUCUUCCUAA